This is a messenger RNA of Mesorhabditis spiculigera, 366 nucleotides long. The record is from the annotation of a GenBank genome assembly. Lineage: Eukaryota; Metazoa; Nematoda; Chromadorea; Rhabditida; Rhabditidae.
AUGGUCGCUUUUGCUGCCGUCGUAAUUUCUGCGGACCCUCAGUCCGAGGCCUUCUGCCGACAGUUCCCCUCGUUGGCCCUAUGCAAAUUGCCCGCUAUUCUUCAGGGCUCCUACGACGAGUUGCAGUACCUGCUAGCCGGCGCUGAUCAACUCCCCCAGAUGUCGCAAGGACCCCAGAAUGAGCUCCUCGCCAACACCCUGCAAAAGCGGAAGUCCGCCUUCGUCCGAUUCGGCAAGCGAUCCGUUGAGGAGACGCAAGACAUGCCAGAGAAGCGCAAAUCCGCUUUCGUCCGUUUCGGCCGCUCCGACCCCGAGCUCCUUUCCGCCGACAUGGAGAAACGGAAGAGCAACUACGUCCGAUUUGGC